This is a messenger RNA of Aedes aegypti (yellow fever mosquito), 2869 nucleotides long. Its product is annotated as zinc finger and BTB domain-containing protein 14. Gene Ontology annotation, cellular component: nucleus. The coding region runs from base 316 to 2508 and encodes 730 amino acids. The transcript is spliced from 7 exons. Gene Ontology annotation, molecular function: protein binding. Gene Ontology annotation, biological process: regulation of transcription by RNA polymerase II. The record is from RefSeq and is a predicted model, not a curated record. NCBI's taxonomy places the organism in Eukaryota, Metazoa, Arthropoda, Insecta, Diptera, Culicidae.
CAUAAGACUUGGCCAGAGGAAAAAUCGAUAAUCUUCUCUCGUCUUUUUCAAUCAACUCAUUGACGCAGGGAUGCCUUUCGUUGCGAAUGUUAGUGAACAUAAUGUUUUUGAUUUUGUUUUAUCGUUGGGGUUUUGUUUUAUCUAAAUUAUUUUGUAUUUUUGUGUUGUGUUAUUCAAUAAAUGAGUUAUGAAAACUAACUAAAUAAUCUUUAUAAAGAAACUUAUUUGGCAUUAUGUUUCCCACAAAAGCUUCGAAUUAUAUAUCCGAGGAUUAAUAUUUGCACAGCGGUUGUUGAAAACAGUGCCGCUGUGCAUAUGGUAGAAUGUGUUUAUGUUGUUGGAAAGAUUCCACCGUUCAAUACCUACUGUGUCACGUAUUGGUUCAAAACAACUUUCGCCAUGAUGCAACCUGAUAUCUCAACAUAUCAUUGUGCGAUAUGUUUACUCAAGCAAAACCCUCUGGACACCUUGAACGGAACAACGAUAGCCAGAAUAAUAGCUCAAGGUCGACCCACACCUGCGCUUCCGGGUCUGUCAAAGGAAUGUCGUUACAAGGGAAAAGCGUUCACAAGACGGUUCAAAAAGGAUAACUAUUUCCGGUACAACUGGCUUGCUGGUUGUGGAAUUGAGAACAAGCUAUUCUGCUGGCCCUGUUACAUCUUUUCGAAUGAUCCAACGGAUACCUGGGGGUUCAAGGGUUUCGACGGACUAAGUAAUUUCAGCAAUUCGGUCAAAACUCAUCUCAACCAGGAAUUACAUAUUCUGAACAUAGAGAAAUACAACGUAUAUGCAUCAGCUGAACAAAAGAUUUGGCCCUUGAGAUUACCAAUGCCUUCCUUUGCAACCUUCCGGAAUAAAAUAGACAUUCCACCUGACAUUCCGAUGGUAGCUCAGGAUCAUCGUUAUCCUGAGGAAGUGAACGAAGAAGAUGAUAAUGACGAUGAUGAUGUAGAAGUGAUCCGACAUUCCGAUGUGAUGGUUGAACUUUUGGAUGAUGAAGAAGUCCAGAACGCAGAAUGCAGUGCAAGAGACACAGAUUCACAGGCCACAGGAUCUGGUGCGGAAAAGUAUCAACUGAAAUGGCACUCGCAUCAACAGAAUCUCAAUUCUUCAAUAUCCUAUCUAUACAAAAAUGAUCGGUAUGCAGACGUAACGUUAAUAACAUGCAAUAAUGAAGAAAACUUUGCAAUACCAGCACACAAGUUGGUUUUGGGAACUUCCAGUACAUAUUUUGCCAACAUUUUCGAUAGAAGCUCUGUUCCUGCAAAUGCGAUGAUGUAUAUUGUACUUCCUCCGGAACUAACCAAACGUGCUAUUCAAACAUUGGUGCAGUAUAUGUACACCGGAGAGUCUACGGUGUCCGUAGACAUUCUCAACGAAGUACUACGGGGAGGUGAAAUUCUGAAGAUUCGGGGUCUUUGGCGGAAUCAAGCCGAAUCAACGUCAAACGGUGAUCAACAGGCAUCGAAAGAGUGUCCUGCGUCUCGCCAUCGACCGGAACGUAUCUCCGUCGAUCGUAUUCCUCUACAAGAGCCACGUGUUGCGCAAAAUCCAGUAACUGUACACGAUAGCCCAGUCAUAGUCACUAAUAUGGCUAAAAGUCAAACUGCUCAAAUGCCCGCAAGUUCGUCUGCUCCAAUUAUCAAUGUGAACAAAAACGUUGCCAUUGACCCAGGUGACAGAAGCAGUAGGGUUCAAAACCCACAAACGCUUCGUCUGCCUAGUUCUACCAAAAUUUCAGUCGUUAAACCAUCUGCAUCUAAUACAGAAACUGUAUACAAAACUAGCACUGAACCACAGACGAUGCCGGAAGAAUUGAAUUUUCUUAAUGUCAAGGAGGAACCCGUCGAGUGGACAGACGCAGAGGAGAUCUCAAUAGAUAAAUCCGACAUGCCGUUGGUUAAGGUUGAAAUAAAGGAAACCGGAAUUGUCGAUGAAAACAGCCAGAAUCAGGAGCAGGUUUACUCUCCGCUAACGUGUGAGUUGUGUAGCGAAACGUUUACCGUGCCUGCCGAAUGGGUGCGGCACAUUGAAAGCCAUACCGACCCACCGCACACGGUAUCUAAACGGAGAAGGCGCAUAGUGGAUGACAACGAUUCCGACGUAACUGCAGCUCUGAAAUGCGAUUUGUGCGCCAUGUAUUUUGUGACCCCGGCGGAAUGGGUACGGCAUGUACAAAGCACUCACACCGAAACAGAACUAGCCAUUUCGAACAAUAGCAGUAUUCCGCGGCGAAGUUCCAAAUCGCAUACUUCCGAUCCCCAGCACUCGGCAACAUCGGCAGCUCAACAGCAAGAGAAAACCUGUUCCAUUUGUAAGAAAGGCUUUCCAUCCUACGCCAGCAUGCUCAUCCACAAACGGACUCACACAGGUGAACGACCAUUCUAUUGUGACAUCUGUAAUAAAGGGUUCAACGUGAAAUCCAACCUUUUGCGGCACAUGCGAACUUUGCACAACCACCAGGGCAGCCAGUCGCCUACAUCAGGUGAUAGUCACGGAUCGGAUUAAAAAUAAGACAACUCCAUAAUGCUGAACCGCAUUUCACUUCUCAACUACAAUUAAAUCUGUCUUCUCUCCAACCGGCCCAAUCCGGUCAUGAUUGUAUGCUAAUGCGCUUUAUGUAUUUACAACUAUGGCUUAGAAGUAAGCGAACUGCUAUUCAUCAAGGUAACUUACAUUUUCAUUGAGGUAAAUUGCAAGAAAGUUCCCACAGAAAUCCAACAUUUUGUAUAAACAGAGAGUAAUAAAUCCGUUCCAGAAUUUGGAGUGACAGAAAGAAGGACAUUUAAGGUUCAUUUCUUUCAGAUUAAAGUUAGUGAGGCUGAUUUUGUCAUCGGAGGAAACUAAAUACAACUUUUUUAUUUAUCAA